ACUCCACUCCAACUCCACCUAUAAAUUAAUAAAAUCAACUCCAACUCCACUCCAACUCUAGUGAAAAAAAGUGGCAACUCCGGAGUUAACUCCAACUCCGAGUUGGAGUUGCCCAUCUCUGGAAGUCUUGCAGGCUUGGUUUUGAUGAUAUCCAUCAUGAAGCGUCAAUUAAUUCAGAUUUAGCUUUUCCAACAAAUGAGCAUGUUGUUGUUUGAUGAACACUUCUUUCUUCGCUUGAUGGCAACAUGACUUUACAUUUUUCGUGCACCGAAGAGAGAAAGUGUAUAGCUAUCGGCAGCCUGGGAACGCUUGCCAACAUUGAAAAACAGUAUUGAGACCCUGUCGAUGUCCAAACAUAUUCUCGGCAGACGGGCACACUGAGCAUUUAUUACAUAGAAAUGAUUAUCAAUUGAUAUUGAUAACCAAUCUUGUAUUCCGUAGGAAAAAAAAGAGAAUGUCAUUAAGAAGUUGAAACUAAUGAUUAUAGUCUUUAUGAAACUUUAUUUUACUCUUAUAGACAAUCGAAAAUCAACGGAUUUUUGGAUGAUUAUGCUUUUAUAAUACAAGCUUGUAUUGAUUUAUAUGAAGCAAAUCUUGAUGAUGAACUAUUGGUAUUUGCUUAUGAAUUACAAAAACAACAAGAUGAAUACUUUUGGGAUUCAACAAAAAACAGAUAUUUAAGUACAGAUGGUAAAGAUUCUUCAAUUAUUUUACGAUUAUCUGAAGAUCAUGAUGGAGCUGAACCAUCGCCAAAUGGUGUAUCGGCACUUAAUUUACUUCGUCUUAGACAUUAUUUUGAUGAUUCGUCGUUAGAAGAUCGUCUUCGUUUGAUGUUUAAAUCUUAUGCUCGUCAAUUAAAUAAAUUACCAAUGACAAUGCCAACAUUGAUUCGUUGUUUUGAUAUGUAUACUCAUGGUAUGAAUGAAAUUAUAAUUCAAUCACCUAAUCAAGCAGAAAUUCACCGUAUUAUUCAAUAUAUUCAAGCAUCAUAUGUACCCAAUAUAAUAUUAAUUCAUAUGAAUAAAACUAACAAUAAACUUCUUCAAUAUAAUAAACAAUUAAAAUCUUUUAUUGAUGAAAACAAUGAAGAGACAAAAAUUUUUCUUUGUCGAAAUUUUCAGUGUCAAUUACCUGUAACAUCUUUUGAUGAAUUUAAAAAAAGUUUUGAUCCUUUAAUUUUAAGAUAUGAAUAA
Rotaria sp. Silwood2 is the source of this 1193-nucleotide messenger RNA. NCBI's taxonomy places the organism in Eukaryota, Metazoa, Rotifera, Eurotatoria, Philodinida, Philodinidae. The record is from the annotation of a GenBank genome assembly.